AUGAAUGCCAAGAAUGCAAAUACACCUCCACCAAUCCUAGAUCAGGAAGUCUCCAAUGUUGAGUUCAGGAACGCCAUUCAGUUGUUGGCUAAGAGUGUGGCCAACAAGAACAAUCAGCAGGUUCAAGAUCAUGUGAUUUCAAACGGUGGAUCAACACCAACUAAGAUUUGUGACUUUGUUAAGCUGAAUUCGUCAGUUCUUAGAAUCGCAGAUUGGGAUCUUCAAAAUUUCUUAGAUGGGAUCAAGAAGAUCUUUGAGGUGAUGCAGGUCACAAAGAAUGAUCGAGUUGAGUUGGCAUCAUACCAGCUGAAAUAUGUUGCUCAUAUCUUAUACGCAUGGAAGGAAAAUAGGGCCCCUCCGUCAGCUAGUGUUUCAUCCUCUAAGAACAAGUAUGAUCAGAAGGUUAGGGCACCAGUCUCUAAGUCUCAGGGAAGUGCUUCAGGCACUAAGACUUACCCCACUUACCCUAAGUAUUAUAAGAACCAUCCAGGUGAGUGCCUCGCAAGAAAGGAAGGAUGUUUUGGAUGCAGUCAGUCUGGUCAUAGGUUGAGGGAUUGUCCUUCUAGACAGGGUCAAGGAGGUAGUUAUGGUAGAGCUCAUUCUACAACUUCAGCAACACCAUUAAGUUGCCUGACUCGGCAGGUUAAAUCAUUUUGUAAAGGUGGCGGUUAA
Molecule: messenger RNA, 672 nt
Organism: Solanum lycopersicum (tomato)
Lineage: Eukaryota; Viridiplantae; Streptophyta; Magnoliopsida; Solanales; Solanaceae
Source: RefSeq, a predicted model, not a curated record